AUGUCGUCCACCAAUCAGCAACAGGGAGCACAGACUCAACCCCGAAUAUCAGCACCUAACACCGCCAUGGCUGAGAUCGUUGUUGGACCCAAGGCAAAACGCUUCACUGUGCAGCUCAAUCGCAUCGUCUACUACUCGCCCUUCUUCCUCGCUGCUCUGAAAGGAUCUUUCAAAGAAGCCAAAGACAAAAUCGUCACCCUGCCUGACACUGAAGCGAACAUCUUCGAGCUGUUCGUCCACUGGCUUUAUCGUCAACGCUUUCCUACGGAGGGAGACUCUCCCCGACUACUCGCACUUUACAACGGCGGCGACGAAUACCCCUACUUCCAAUCCGCUAAGCUGAUGAAACUCUACGUGUUCUCCGACAAGUACAACGUCCCUAAGCUGAAACGAGAUUGCCUGGACGCGCUCUUCGAGCAUCUCGGGGAUGAAACUGCGUAUAAACUGCCGAAUCUAAACGACGUUGCCUACGCGGUCAAGAAUUUGAACGAUGAGGAUCCGCUUCUUCGCAUGAUUAUCGACGGCUUCUGCUACCACGGUAACGGUGAGUGCUGGGAGACUGAACAGAUCCAGAAUUUGCCGUUUCCUUUCAUAGCAAAGCUUAUGAAACAUCUUAGCGAUUUCCGCGACUAUGGUAUGGAAGACGUCAAGGAGCCUGAAUUAUGCGACUAUCAUGGUCAUGCAACGACUGAAGAGAGGGAGACAUGUGAGAAUAGGCGAGAGAUGGAAGAGCAGGCGAGGGAGAUGACGGAGGAUUGA
Alternaria ethzedia is the source of this 759-nucleotide messenger RNA. RefSeq lists its product as uncharacterized. The transcript is spliced from 2 exons. NCBI's taxonomy places the organism in Eukaryota, Fungi, Ascomycota, Dothideomycetes, Pleosporales, Pleosporaceae. Bases 1 to 759 code for a protein of 252 amino acids. Gene Ontology annotation, molecular function: protein binding. The record is from RefSeq and is a predicted model, not a curated record.